Messenger RNA from Melanaphis sacchari, 1670 nucleotides. Its product is annotated as vesicular glutamate transporter 1-like. Gene Ontology annotation, cellular component: plasma membrane. NCBI's taxonomy places the organism in Eukaryota, Metazoa, Arthropoda, Insecta, Hemiptera, Aphididae. The transcript has 7 exons. Gene Ontology annotation, biological process: transmembrane transport; monoatomic anion transport. Bases 121 to 1506 code for a protein of 461 amino acids. The record is from RefSeq and is a predicted model, not a curated record. Gene Ontology annotation, molecular function: transmembrane transporter activity.
GCAGUUUAAUUUAGUAUUGCAUAGUAGUGAUUUAUACACGUAUAUUUAGCAAUCAAAUAUUUGUGAAGCUAAAACUCAACAGUUAAAAUAUGCAGAGUUGAAAGAACAAUAUUAUGGUAUAUGACCUUUUGGGGAUUUGGAAUGAAUUUCAUGCUACGAAUGAAUCUCAAUAUAGCAAUAGUGUCUAUGGUUCGACCAACUGUGAAAGGCGGAUUGAAAAGCGAAUAUUAUGAAAAUCGUAGUGCUUUGCAGAAUACUUCAUACCUAAUGGACACUAAUAUUGAUAACGACAAAUAUUUCGAAUGGGAUGAACACCAACAAAAUAUGGCUAAGGGAUCAUUUUUUUGGUUACAUAUGGUAUUGCAAAUUCCUGGUGGUUUAUUAGCACAAAAAUUUGGUGCUAAAUCCAUAUUUGGUUACAGUAACGGUUUAGUUGCUCUACUUACUUGCGCGAUACCUUUAUCGGCCAAAUUAAAUUUCAAAGCUUUGAUUUUAAUACGAAUUUUUCAAGGCCUUGUAGCUGGAUUAGCGUGGCCAUCAAUGCAGGCGAUGACGGGUAAAUGGAUACCACCUCACGAAAGAAGCCGUUUCGUGUCAGCAUAUUUAGGUACAUCUGUUGGGACGGCUGUAACUUAUAUAGUAUGUGGUUAUUUAAUGGAUUGGUUGGGUUGGGAGAGUGUAUUUUACAUUACGGGAUCAAUUGGUUUGCUAUGGAAUUUAUGUUGGACUUUUCUUAUAUAUGAUUCACCAAGAACGCAUCCAACUAUAACUGAGAAAGAACUAAAAUACAUAGAAAAUAGUCUAGGCAACUCUAUCGUCAAAAAUGUACCCUCUUCAACUCCUUGGAAAUCGAUUUUGACGUCUUUGCCUUUAAUAGUGAACAUUAUAUCACAAAUAGGUUAUAAUUGGGGAAUGUACACAAUAUCUCUCCAAGCACCAACAUAUUUUAAAUUUGUGUUGGGUUUCAAUUUGAGACAGACAGGUAUUUGGUCUGGUGUACCACAUUUGUUUCUAUGGCCAUUUGCAUUUAGUUUUGGUUGUUUAUGUGAUCAUUUAAUUCAAGCUAAUAUUAUGUCCAUAACGAACGUUCGCAAAUUUGCUUGCGUUUUCAGCAAUAUAGUCCAUGGUCUGUUUAUAUUGACGUUUGCAUAUUCUGGAUGUAACGAAAUCUUUGUCAUAAUUAAUUUGGUGUGUGCCGUGGUCGUAAGUGGUGCAAUUUCUUCGGGAGCAUUACCAGGAAUUGUGGAUCUAGCUCCAAAUUUUGCUGGAGUUUUGCAAGGCAUAAAUGGAACAAUUGUGAUAUUUUGCAUUAGUAUUUCACCAUAUAUUGUAGGAUUGAUCACAUUUCAACAGCAAACCAUAGAACAAUGGAAAAAAGUAUUCAUUGUAUCGGCGGCAUUUUGUUCAUUAACAGGAAUUGCAUUUUUAAUUUUUGGAAGUUCUAAAUUACAAAAAUGGAAUAACGAGGAACAAAAGGAUGUAAAGGAGAUUCAACCUAUAGUAUGACUGUGAGAAAUUAAAAAACUAAAACGCACUUCUUAAAGAAAUAUAUAUUGUUAGAUAUACUACAGAGACAUUUCAAUUCUAAUCACCUAAAUUAAUGUAAUUUUUAAAACGAUCAAUUAUAUUUCUAUAAUAUUUUUAAAGUAUAUGCAAAAAUUAUUUGUAUU